Contarinia nasturtii (swede midge) is the source of this 785-nucleotide messenger RNA. RefSeq names its product DNA replication complex GINS protein PSF3 (gene Psf3). The record is from RefSeq and is a predicted model, not a curated record. Gene Ontology annotation, biological process: mitotic DNA replication initiation. The transcript has a single exon. NCBI's taxonomy places the organism in Eukaryota, Metazoa, Arthropoda, Insecta, Diptera, Cecidomyiidae. Gene Ontology annotation, cellular component: GINS complex. The coding region runs from base 95 to 724 and encodes 209 amino acids.
UUUGUUUACAAAAUUCAUACACUACAAGUUGGAAAGCGAAGACGUCGAAAAAACAAAUAUAGACAAAAUCGUAUUGAAAAAAAACAAAGAAAAAAUGCACAUAACGAGCUAUCAGACGAAUUAUUAUUCAAUACAAGAUAUUUUGGUGACCCAAGAGAAGAUUCCGUGCAUUGCUGAAACAUUAAUACAUGGAAUAGGAACACUAGACCCCACAUUUGAUCGUCCGAAUAUUGCACGCGGUGAAAAGAUUGAGCUUCCACUAUGGUAUGCAAUUCAUCAACGAUCACGAACGCUAAACUUUCAAGUGCCCGACAUUUAUAAAAGCCGACUGAAGGAAAUUUGUGAAGCGGACGCGCUCGCCGUCGAUCUGGGACGAAUGAAUAAAUACUUCUACAGUUUUGGUCAGUAUGUUACACCGUUCGAUAAUAGUCACUCGGUCGCCCCAAUGUUGUAUGAAACGUGUCGUGCCCGAUGCCGGUCGCUCAUUGAUUUGAGCAAAGAUUCAGCAAGAGGAUUGAAAAAUGCACAAAAAUUUGAAUACAUCGAAUCCGAAUUGUAUUCGAUUGGAUGCCAAACAACCGACUCAUUCACAAAGUGGCUGAGCGGACGAACCGAAUUGCUGCACACACCGAUCAUGGUCAGCAAUCAUCAAAAGCGACAACGAGCCCAACUUCAGGAUGGCUAUGAUGAUAAUCCACGACUAUCAAAAAGCCCAAAAAUUUAGCAUAUUUCCAUUCACAUGUCAUUCUUAAGUUAUAAUAAAAAGAAAAUGUUCAGCAUCGGAA